AGUGAAAAUCCAACGGUAGAGAAUAGUCCUAAUCUCUAAGGUGUUAAUGAUGCAUUAGGGUUUCAAACUGUGUCUCUCAUGCCCUUAGUAUAAAUACAAUUCAGUUAUUCAUUUGCCGGUUGCGGUGCAGUCCGGCUUGUCUGCCCUCCUUACAAAACAAAAAAAUUUCUUCAACGCUUUCUCCAUUUUCUUCGUUUAUCGUCGCGUUUUCUGACGAUUUAUCCCUCAUUUUUCAAAAUCUCAAAAAAAACUAUCUCUAUCUAGGGUUUAUUGUUGUAGACGUCGUCUGAGUGUCGGUGUAUUUCGUUUUUCUAAUCUUAUUUGUUGGAGGAGAGAAAGUUUUACCCUAAAAAAAGUUUGUUAAGACAGUGUUUGAUUGUUGUUGAUGUUGUUAGAUAUGGCUCAGGUUCAGAAUCCGGUUCCAGUUUCGGGUCCGAAUGGAGUCGCAGCGAACCCUAAUGGUGGUAAUGGUGGUUCAGGGGCGUUCGUUGCGACGUCGAUUUAUGUUGGUGACCUUGACUCUGAAGUGAAUGACUCCCAGCUAUUUGAUCUGUUUAAUCAGAUUGGGCAGGUUCUUUCUGUUAGGGUUUGCAGGGAUUUGAGUACCCGUCGAUCUCUUGGAUAUGCUUAUGUCAACUACAGCAACCCUCAAGAUGCUGCAAGGGCAUUGGAUAUCUUGAACUUCACUCCCCUGAAUGGAAAGCCUAUACGACUUAUGUAUUCACACCGAGAUCCUAGUAUCCGCAAAAGUGGCUCUGGGAAUAUUUUUAUUAAGAAUUUGGACAAAUCCAUUGAUCACAAAGCUCUGCAUGAUACAUUUUCAACCUUUGGGAACAUCCUUUCAUGUAAGAUUGCUACUGAUGCUAAUGGUCAGUCCAAGGGAUUUGGAUUUGUUCAGUUUGAUGCUGAAGAUGCUGCUCAAAAAGCUAUUGAAAAGCUAAAUGGAAUGCUGAUCAAUGAUAAGCAAGUCUAUGUUGGGCAUUUUGUCCGUAAGCAGGAGAGGGAUAUUAAUACGAGCAAAACAAAAUUCAACAAUGUUUAUGUGAAGAAUCUAUCUGAAACAACUACUGAUGAUGAAUUGCUAAAGGUUUUUGGUGAAUAUGGACCUAUUACUAGUGCUGUGGUGAUGAGGGAUGCCGAUGGGAAAUCAAAAUGUUUUGGGUUUGUCAAUUUUGAAAAUGCAGAUGAUGCAGCUAAUGCAGUUGAGUCAUUAAAUGGUAAGAAGUUUGAUGACAAAGAGUGGUAUGUGGGUAAAGCCCAGAAGAAGUCUGAAAGAGAGCAGGAACUGAAGGGAAAAUUUGAGCAAAGCAUGAAGGAAGCUGCUGACAAGUUUCAGGGUGCUAAUUUAUACAUCAAGAACUUGGAUGACAGCGUUGAUGAUGAAAAACUUAAGGAACUGUUUGCAGAGUUUGGAAAGAUUACCUCUUGCAAGAUUAUGCGUGAUCCUAGCGGGGUGAGCAAGGGUUCUGGCUUUGUAGCAUUCUCGAGCCCCGAAGAGGCUUCUAGAGCUCUAGCGGAGAUGCAUGGAAAAAUUAUCGUCAGUAAGCCCUUGUAUGUUGCCCUUGCACAACGUAAAGAAGAAAGACGAGCUCGCUUGCAGGCUCAAUUUUUACAAAUUAGGCCAUUGGCCGUAACGCCUUCUGUUGGUCCCCGAAUGCCAAUGUACCCUCCAGGAGCUCCUGGCCUUGGACAGCAAAUUUUCUAUGGCCAAGGACCACCUAUGAUCCCUCCACAAGCUGGAUUUGGCUAUCAACAGCAGCUUGUACCUGGAGUGAGACCUGGAGCUGGUCCAAUGCCCAACUUUUUUGUGCCAUUUGUGCAAGGGCAACAGGGUCAGCGCCCAGGGGGAAGACGGAGUUCAGGUCCUGUUCAGCAAAAUCAGCAACCUGUGCCCAUGAUGCCACAGCAGAUGGUUCCAAGAGGACGCGUCUAUCGAUACCCACCUGGGCGGAACAUGCCUGAAGUCCCAAUGGCCGGUGCUAUGCUUCCUGGCUAUGACAUGGGAGGUAUGCCUUUGCGUGAUACGGGAAUUGCUCAGCCUGUGCCUAUCUCUGCAUUGGCAACUGCCUUGGCAAAUGCAGCUCCUGAGCAACAGAGAACGAUGCUCGGAGAAAGCUUGUACCCAUUGGUAGAUGCCAUCGAGCAUGAUAAUGCUGCCAAGGUAACUGGUAUGCUGCUGGAGAUGGACCAAACCGAGGUUUUGCAUUUGCUGGAGUCGCCAGACGCAUUGAAGGCUAAAGUUUCUGAAGCUAUGGAAGUUCUGAGGACUGUGGCUCAGCAACAGGGCAGCAAUGUUGAUCAGUUGGCUUCGUUGUCUCUUAACGAUAAUUUGGUGUCUUGAGAUGUAGUCUGCUCACUAUCCGGUUAGAUAAGGAAAAGCUUAAAACGAGUAGUUCGGGCUUUACAUACUUUCUAAGCGUCAACUUGUUAUGGUUUCUUGAUUGUGUUACGGAGCUCUCAGAAUAUUGUUUGUUUGGGCGUUUGAGAUACUUUAUACGAUCUUUUUUGGCAAUCAGAUCAGUUUUUGAGCUGCA
This is a messenger RNA of Amaranthus tricolor (Joseph's coat), 2534 nucleotides long. RefSeq names its product polyadenylate-binding protein 2-like. Gene Ontology annotation, molecular function: RNA binding. The record is from RefSeq and is a predicted model, not a curated record. The coding region runs from base 386 to 2341 and encodes 651 amino acids. Gene Ontology annotation, cellular component: ribonucleoprotein complex. Lineage: Eukaryota; Viridiplantae; Streptophyta; Magnoliopsida; Caryophyllales; Amaranthaceae. The transcript has 9 exons.